This is a messenger RNA of Emiliania huxleyi CCMP1516, 2544 nucleotides long. RefSeq lists its product as hypothetical. The record is from RefSeq and is a predicted model, not a curated record. Bases 1 to 2544 code for a protein of 847 amino acids. The transcript is spliced from 2 exons. NCBI's taxonomy places the organism in Eukaryota, Haptophyta, Isochrysidales, Noelaerhabdaceae.
AUGCCCACAGAGGUUGCCGAAGCGGCAACCCCCGUGCAGCUGAGCGACGCCGUCUAUUCCUCUUCGAGCGAGAGGUCGUCUCAGCAAGAGGUUGACCCUCAAGAGCCGUCGCCAGGUGUUGGGUUGGACUUCCCCGAGCACGAGCCUCCGCUUACGCCGGAGCCGUCGCCGCCAGAGCACGAUGAGGAGGCGCCACGCCUUCUCCCUGUGGAGUCGUCGGGCCUGCGGGAGCCUCCGCUUACGCCGGAGCUGCCGUCGCCUCCGGAGCACGAUGAGGAGGCGCCACGCCUUCUCCCUGUGGAGUCGUCGGGCCUGCGGGUGGAGGGGGACGUGCCGUGGGCCGAACCGCCGUCCUUGCCCGCAGAGGCGGACGAGGCGGCCCUCAGCCAACGGCUCAGCACCGGAAGCCCGACAGUCGACUCGGACGGCACGAGCGACGCCCGGCGCUCGCGUGUCAGCUCCAGCGACUCCAGGGCGGCCGACUCGGACGGCGAGGUGCGGCGGUCGCGUGCGAGCUCCACUGCGCUCGAGCGUGUCCGGAGGGCAAAGCUGACGCGGGCGAGAGCCUCGCAAGGGCACAGGCCGUCGGUCUCUCCGCACCCGCCCGAGCCGCCGUCAGACCGCCGCUCGAGCGACGACGUCACGGCCGCGGGCCGCUUCAUGACGUCUUCGUCUUCCUCCGGCUUGAAGGUGGACUCGGGCACUUCCGACUCGGACUCGGACGGGCCGCAGGAGCCGCCAACGCCGCAGCCGCGCCGUCCGCCGCUCCCGUCGGCAGAGUCGUCAGACUUGUGGAGCAUAUCCACUAAGUCGGACCGGCCGCCCUCGCCGGGCGCGCCCUCUCGGCAUGAGUUUGUCCUCGUUAUGCCCACGCCCAGCGACGACGAGGCGCCGAGCGACGACGCCGUCAAAGAGGCCCCGUGGCGGGAGGGGCAGUCCGGCUCUGCGCUUGGCGGCAAGGGGGGGUGGGGCGGCACCGACGAGGCGGAGGCCUCGCUCGAGGCGAGGAGCGCCUACUCGCGGGCGCGCAAGCGCGUCGACGAGGGCUGCAGCCGCACCUCCAGGCGUGUGUGGGUUGCCCUCGGCGCUUCGAUCGUCCUUGCCGUAGCUCUCGGCACUGGCCUCGGCCUCGGGCUUGGGCAGCGCACACCGCCGGCGGGAGAGGUGGGGCGGAAUGUCGCUCCCGCGCCGCCCGCGCCGCCCGAUGCUCUCACAUCAGAGACCAGGCUGAUUGCGACCCUCGACCUCAGUGGCAACAACUCCGCGCUUGUCGGCGGCCUGACCCGCUCGGACCUCAUCCUCGCCGUCGACACCAAUGUCUGGGAAGCCGGGACGCCGAAGAUCACCUCGAUUGAGGUGUCGCAGAGCUUCGAUGUGGUCGCGGAGAGGCCCUCUGACACGGCAGGAGUUGGCGCGGCAGCCGAGCCGUGGACUGGCGACUGGCAGACGCUCCUUUGCAGCGCAAGCGCGUUCCCUGCCAGCGACUACGGCGACUGCACUGCGACGGCCUCGCCCUCGGGCCAGCGGCGGCUCAGCGAGACGUCGCGCUUUAUCGGCACCGUUGUGGCGGAGCUGAUUGCGGCGGACCGGCCGGUGGCGCGCCUCCCUGACUUUGUGGGCGUCGAGGUUGCUUCGGUGGCCCUGACCAGCGUCAAGGUGGUGACGAGCACAAUCGCGGCGCCGUCCAACCGCGAGAACCUCGAGGAAGAGGCCGCCAACAUCCUCAGCGCGCAGGAGAACGCCGUCGCAAGCGCCCUUGCGUCGAUCGUCGAGGUGUCCGAGGGCGACCCUCUGGACCUCGUGGCCACGCAGGGGCCCUCCGCCGCCGUCGCCGCCGCCAUCGCCGCCGCCGUCGCCGCCGCCGUCGCCGCCGCCUUCCCCUCCGCCUCCGUCGCCGCCACCGCCGUCGCCACCGCCGUCGCCUCCGCCCUCGCCUCCGCCGCCCUCGCCGCCGCCGCCCUCACCUCCGCCCCCGAGCCCACCUCCCUCGCCGCCGCCGCCCUCGCCGCCGCCGCCCUCGCCGCCACCCCCGAGUCCACCGCCCUCGCCGCCUCCACCCUCGCCGCCGCCACCAUCACCGCCGCCAUCGCCGCCACCACCCAGUCCGCCGCCACCGAGCCCGCCGCCACCCUCACCGCCACCGCCCUCGCCGCCGCCACCAUCACCGCCGCCAUCGCCGCCACCACCCAGUCCGCCGCCACCGAGCCCGCCGCCACCCUCACCGCCACCGCCCUCGCCGCCGCCACCAUCACCGCCGCCAUCGCCGCCACCACCCAGUCCGCCGCCACCGAGCCCGCCCGUGCCACCGUUACCUCCCCCGCCCUCGCCGCCGCCGCCGAGUCCACCACCCCCCUCACCGCCACCUCCAUCGCCUCCGCCGCCUUCACCACCGCCGCCCUCACCGCCGCCGCCGUCGCCGCCGCCCUCGCCACCGCCGCCCUCGCCGCCGCCCCCGUCGCCGCCGCCCCCGUCGCCGCCGCCCUCGCCUCCGCCGCCUUCACCACCUCCACCAUCGCCUCCACCGCCCAGACCAGCUCCGCCUAG